Messenger RNA from Cladocopium goreaui, 1320 nucleotides. Lineage: Eukaryota; Dinophyceae; Suessiales; Symbiodiniaceae. The record is from the annotation of a GenBank genome assembly.
AUGGGGAAGAUCUGGAAUCCAUCCCUCUACAUCGGCUCCAUCCUUGAAAGCCAUGAGCAUAGAGUGGCUAUCCUUCCCAAACGCAUCAAGGACUCGAUGCCUUCUCCUGAGCCCAAGCCGGGCGACAAAGGGUGGCUGUACCGAGUCUUAGAGCCAUACUAUUCGCGAGAAUGUGUGGAGAACGUGAUGCAAGCAAUGCUGGAAGGGCAAAUUUCAUCUGGAGCGGCCUGGCCGCGAAAGAUGGUCCAAGAGAUUUGCAAUCUCUACAAGGUGCCUGUGGCGCUCCCCACCUCCUCGGGCGCCUCUGCAUUGCACGUGGCACUCUUGGCCUGCAAUCUGGGCCCGCAGGACAUGGUGCUUGUGCCAGCCCUGACAAUGGUGGCCGUCGCGAACAUGGUGAAGAUGGUGGGCGCCAAGCCCAUCUACUGCGACUGCGCGCCUGGCUCCGUGAACCCCAGCCUGGCCGAGCUGCGAGAGAAGGCCACGCCACGCACCAAGGCCGUGAUCGUGUGCCACACCUAUGGUGUUGCUUGUAGGGACAUCGUGGCGAUCCGAGACCUGUGCAAAGAGAAAGGUUGGUGGCUGGUUGAGGACAUUUGUGAAGCCAUGGGCACCCGAGCAGACAAUGGAGAGCUGGUGGGGACCUUUGGCGACUUCGCAGUGACCUCGCUUUAUGCCAACAAACCCAUCACUGCUGGGGAUGGUGGCUGGGUCCAUGCUCGUGACCAGAAGCACCAUGACCGUCUGAAGUCGCUGGUGAAUCAUGGCUUUGAUCCAGCGUAUCAUUUCCUUCACUUUGAAGUUGCGCCAAAUGCAAAGAUGAACGGCCUCGGUGCUGCUUUUGUUUGCUCUCAGGUGAAGACGCUACCAGAGGUGAUGGAGUAUCGAGGUCAGGUGGCCAGUUGGUAUCGACAAGAGCUGGCGGGCAUUUCUGGCACAUUGCGCUGCAUCGAGCAGAGGCAAAUUGACGCACCGUGGGUCUUCGGCGUGGAGACAAACGAUCGAAGAUCACGCGAUGAGCUGCGAGAUCAUUUGGCUGUGCAUGGAGUGGAGACUAGGAACUACUUCUAUCCGUUGCACCUUGAACCUGCAAAUUUUUAUGGCGAUGAAGUCGGUGUCUAUGAUAUUGUUUUGCCCAAUGCUGAACGUCUGGCACAGACUGGCUUCUACUUGCCGACCCACUCGUUUCUGCAACCAGAUGAUGUGCUGUACAUUUGUACUGUGAUUCGCGCUUUCUACAAAUCAGAUGUCACCAUCAUGGCACCUCCGCGUGUGCAUCAUUGGGUGGAUGUAGAGCGGUCCAAGCUCCUGAAAGGCUAG